Molecule: messenger RNA, 2151 nt
Organism: Trichophyton benhamiae CBS 112371
Lineage: Eukaryota; Fungi; Ascomycota; Eurotiomycetes; Onygenales; Arthrodermataceae
Exons: 4
Coding region: 1-2151 (716 amino acids)
Source: RefSeq, a predicted model, not a curated record
AUGGCAGCGUUCGUCGACGUCGAGCAGUAUUUCGAGCAUGUCUACCUCGUUGACCUGUCUCCGUCGCUCUGCGAGGUCGCCAGACAGCGCUUUGCCCGUCUCGGAUGGAAGAACGUCUCUGUCUUCUGCCAGGAUGCGCGCGAGUUCCGUGUUCCUGGCCAGGAAGCAAAGGCCGAUCUCAUCACCAUGAGCUACUCCCUGUCCAUGAUCCCAGACUACUAUUCGGUUGUUGACUCUCUGUCCUCCCUGUUGAGAAACGACGGCACCAUCGGCGUGUGCGACUUUUACGUCCAGAACAUCGUCGACCUGGCUACUAGGAACUACACCGGCGGAGUCUCAAACCGCCACGUCAAUUGGCUCGGCCGUGUCUUCUGGCGCGCUUGGUUCGACGUCGACCGUGUCAACCUCGAGGCUGCUCGCAGGGACUACCUCGAGUACCGCUUUGGAACCGUCAUCUCUGCCAGUGAACGCAACUACCUACUCGGCGGUAUUCCUUACUAUAUCUUCAUCGGAUGCCAGAAGGACCUCACUCUCAACGACAACGACGCCAUCGCCCGUCUGGACGCCACCCUGACCGAGUCCCCAUACCUCUCGCCAACCCACCACCGCUCAGAGCUCUCCAAGGCAGUCCAGCGCACCAUCCCAGAAGUCCGAUCCAAGGCAUACGAGUCUGCUAUUGUUAACCUGUCGUCCAACUUGCCCUUGCCAUCUUUCUUCUACCAGCACCACCACUGGCGUAUCUGCUACAACGAACUCCUCACCAAGCAUACCCAGUUCAACAAGGAGUACAUCUAUGCCUUCACCUGGGAAGAUCCCCGUGUCGACCACCGCCUGCUCAACAUCACCUCCGACGACGUCAUCUUGGCCAUCACCAGCGCCGGAGACAACAUCCUGGACUACCUCUGCGGACCCAAUACCCCCCGCCGUAUCCACGCCGUUGACCUCAACCCCAACCAGAACCAUCUUCUCGAGCUCAAGGUCGCUUCCUUCACCGCUCUCUCCCACGACGACUUCUGGAAGAUCUUCGGCGAGGGCAAACACGCUGGAUUCCGUGACUUGCUCAUCUCCCAUCUCUCCCCACACCUCUCCUCCCAGGCAUUCCAGUUCUGGCUCGACCAUGCCUCCGUCUUCACCUCCUCCAGCCACGGCCUCUAUGAGACCGGCGGGUCCAGACACGCCCUGAAGCUAGUCCGAUACCUCUUCUCCAUCUUCGGCCUCACCGGAGAAGUCAAGAAGAUGUGUGCUGCCAAAACCAUAGAGGAACAGCGUGCUCUCUGGCCACGCAUCAGACAAGUCCUCCUCUCCAAGCCACUUAACUGGGCCAUUGUUGGAACCGAAUGGUUCGCAUGGAAGGCCGCCGGUGUACCUGCCAAUCAGCGAAACAUGAUCAUAACAGACUACAUGGAGCGUGAGAAGCUCGAAGGCGGUCUCAAGGCCGCAAAGGAGAAGGGUCUAGGUGGACAGGCUGUCUGGGAAUACGUCGUCAACACUCUCGACCCGGUCGUCAGAGAGACCCUGCUCAGCGACGAUAACUACUUCUACCUGCUCUGCUUGUCUGGACAGUUCUCAAAGAAGAGUCUGCCAACUUACCUUACCAAGAAGGCUCACACUAAGCUUUCUGCCCCAGGCGCCUUUGACGGCCUACGCAUUCACACAGAUGAGAUCCAAGAGGUCAUCUCCCGCAUCACCCCGGGCACACUAACCAUCGCAGUCGUAAUGGACUCCAUGGACUGGUUUGACCCAUCCUCCCAGGCCGCAGCGACACAAGCAACGGCCUUCAACCACGCUCUCAAGACAGGCGGCCGCAUCCUACUACGCUCCGCCAGUAUCGAACCAUGGUACAUCGCCGUCUUUGAGAAGUGCGGCUUCACCACAAAGAGAGUCGGCGCUCGAUUCCCCGGCACUUGUAUCGAUCGGUACGUCUCUACCUUCGCAUUACUCCUCACACUUCGUCUUAGUCUUGUUUUUGCUAACGUUACCAGUGUAAACAUGUACGCCUCCACAUGGAUAUGUACCAAGACAACCGAACUUGCUCGGGAGCCAUCAAAACAAAUCACCGGCCGCUCCGAUGCAAAGUCAACAGCCACCAAGCUUGAACGCAGCGUCAGCUCAACUAGUUCGAGCAGCGUAUGCGAGGAUCUGGAAAUUUAA